GGCAGCUUUGCCAUCAGCUGCCAGUGCUCAGAGGGAGCAAAAUUGGCUCUGCUCCCUCUGGGGUGGGUAGAUGGCGCUCUCUCCCCAUCACACUUAAGGUGGCGCUGGGCGGCACGAGGCGUCUGUGAGCGGAUGAAUCGGAACCUAGCCGCCGUGCUUUCCUCCAAGCGCGCUAGCUGCUCAGGCAAUGAUUCGUCCGCAGCAGCUUGAAAAAAGGGGCGAUUGACUUCACACGAGUCGGACUCUUGUCCGCAUCCUCCAAGAGUCAUGGGCGUCACCGGUGAUGGGGACGCACAAAGGGGUGGGACAAUUGGAUAUCCAAAUUGGGAGAAAAUGGGGAAAAAUCUGAAAUAAAAUUAUAAAAAAAACACCAACAAACACAGGAACAGGGGCAUUAGGAGCCAGGGACAGGGACAGCCGCAGGCACAGGGGCAGCAGGAGCCGCAGGCAGCGAGCAACGCUGGCACUGGAGUUGAGGUGGCUUAAUCUGAGGCACCAAGUGCUGCUGGCAGUGGAGCUGAGGUGGUGGUUUGGAAAAGUGUUAAAAAAAAAAUGUGACGGUCCAUGUUAAAGUGAGGCAGUGUGGCAGUCUAUGCCACUGGCACUGGAACUGAGGCAGCAGGCACCACUAGCACUGGAGCUGAAAAGGUGUGCAUUGUUGGCCGCUGGAGCUACGGUGGUGGGAGAUGAGGUGGUGGGUGAAGCAGGGUCCUCUCCCUCAGUGAAGGCUAUUGGCUGAUAUACAGGGUUUGUGACGGACCACCUUCUCCUAAGAGCCGGAGGAAGGCAGACAAAGAAGGACAGCAAAUGAGUUAGCUAGCUGGCUACGCUAACAUCCAAACAACCUGCUCUCCGGUGCGCUGGCUCUUUAGCCCGAGUUAAGUGUCUGGAGUGAUCGGCUCUGUUUGUCCGGGUUCAGUGCCUGGAGUGAUCGGCUCACCGCCUCUGUCUGUCCGGGUUCAGUGCGGUCGCUCCAGGUGAGAGGCAGUCUCUCCAGGCGCUAACCCUGGAGAUAUCAGCCAGUAGCCUUCGCUGUGGGAGGCAAACCUGACCCCACCCCCAAACUGUCAAAACCACUCCUUUCAAAACUUGAGCACAAAAAACUCACUUGAGCACAAACUGCUGCCACAGGUAAUUUGCAUGGGGCACGAGGAGAACUGUAAAUUUGAGAGGAAAAAAAAAACAAAGAGGAGAAAAUUAAGCUGGAGAGCGAUAUUCUGUUCAGUGCGCACCUGAUCCCCUUUUUUUUGCUUGCGAGUUUCACAUUUGUGCUCACAAGAAGUUAAUUUACACAUGCAAAUUGUUAAAACAUGCUGGUUAUUUUUUUUUUACCUGUUAUUUUUUCGCCCCGGACUUUUGACAUUGAUGUGAUGCCAUAGAGGCGGCACAGGAACAUGGUGACAGGAACUGUGGGCACAAGGCAGCGCACACCACUGGCACUGGAAUUGAGCAGACUGAAGCUGAGGUAGUGGGCCCCAUUGGCACUGGAGGGGGCACUGGCAGUAGAGGGCACUCAAAUUGAAGUGGCUGGAGCUGAUGUGGCUGAAGCUAAGGUGGCAGUGACAGUGGAGCUGAGGCAGUGGUUUGGGAAAACCUGGUUGGAGCAGUUUAAAAAACCCAACCCUGGGGCGGCUGAAGCUGAGAAGGCUGAAGCUAUGGGGGCGUGCGCCGCUGGCACUGAAGCUGAGGUGGCUGGAGCUGAGAAGGCUAAAGCUGAGGCAUUGGUGCCACUGGCACUGGAGCUGAGGCAGUUGGAGCUGAGGCUGGAGCUGAGGCUAGAACUAAGGUGGUGGUGGCGUUGGCACUGGAGCUGAGGUGGCAGGUGACGGUAGUAGGUCUUGCUAGGUCUCAGCUGUGCAUAGGGAGCAGGUGUGUUCAAUUUUGUAGUACAGCUCUCGCACUUUCUCAUACUGGUCACUGAAAGUUCCAACAUGGCACCUCAUGGCAAAGAACACUCUGAGGAUCUCAAAAGACGAACUGUUGUGCUACAUGAAGAUGGCCAAGGAUACAAGAAUAUUGCCAACACCUUGAAACUAAGCUGCAGCACAGUGGCAAAGAUCAUUCAGCAUUUUAAAAGAGAAGAGUCCACUCAGAACAGACCUCGCAUUGGUUGUCCAACAAUGAGUGUAUGUGUUCCGUGUCACGUCCAAAUGCUCUCUUUAAAAGAUAGGUGCAGGAGUGCUGUCAGCAAUCCUGCAGAGAUUAAACAGGUGGGGGGUCAGCCUGUCAGUGCUCAGACCAUACACUACAUCAAAUUGGUCUACAUGGCUGUCACCUUAGAAGAUCAGCCUCUUCUGAAGUCUGUAUACAAGAAAGCCAUGUGAAAACAAGUCAACAAAGGACAUGUAUUACUGGAACCAUGUCCUAUGAUCUGAUGAGACCAAGAUUCAUUUGUUUGGUUUAGAUGGUCUCAAGCAUGUGUGGCGGUAAUCAGGUGAGAAGUACAAAGAUAAGUGUGUCAUGCCUUCAGUCAAGCAUGGUGGUGGGAACGCCAUGGUCUAGGGCUGCAUGAGUGCAGCAGGUGUUGGGGAGUUAUAUUUAAUUGAGCGACACAUGAACUCCAAUAUGUACUGUGAAAUACUGAAGUAGAGCAUGAUCCCCUCCCUCCCGAAACUGGGUCGCAGGGCAGUGUUCCAGCAUGAUUAUGACCCCAAACACACCUCCAAGACGACCACUGCUUUUUUGAAGAGGCUGAAGGUAAAGGUGAUGGACUAGUGUUGAGAAUGAAAAGGUUAAAACAUUGUCUUAUAAUCAUGAAAACUAUCAAUUAAGGGUUAAAACAUUGUUGCCCUAUAAUCAUACAAAAUACUUAAUGAAAAACCAAUCAGUAUAAUCCAUUAGUGAUUUUAAUAAGGUUGAAUCAAUAUGUUAAUCAAUCAAUAUGUUAUCUGUAUUCAAAAGGGAAUUAUUUAGCCCCUUGUAAUCUUUAUUCAUGUUGGUGAUCAUAUGUUAACAGACACAGUACUCUUUAGAAUCAUAUAACAAAUGUAGUUUAAUUAAGUCUGCACAGGAUUGUUUCAUAACACGUGUGUAGCCACCCGCGGUUAGACCUUGAGAGUGAGUGAGGAUGGCUGACCUGUGCCCUCAGACCAAGAUAACCAGGGAACUUCAACUGAAAUUAUGUUGCAAGAACCAGACGGGGGGACAAUAGAUUUAUUAUACUGGAGAUGCAGGUGGUGGGGAGACAUGGCGUCAUGUUAAGAUAAGAUACAGUUCAUGGGACCAAGGACAAAUCCCAAAAAAGGUUUGGGGGACUGUCCAGCCUUCUUCACUCACACCAUAGUGGGAUGAUCUAUAUAAUCUUGUGUAUGUCUUUGGGUUUUCAAACAUUCUCCUUGACUCUCUGAGCGGAGCAUUGUUCCCGGAAGAUCUUCUGAAAUAAACUGUUAAGUUUGCUGAAGACUUUGGUAUCCUGACUCCUCUUGACUUCUCUACUCAUCUCAACCAUUUAAAAGAAUUCAGGGGGAACGCACUGGAAAUGGCGCUGUAAGGGGUAGUGCGGAUUUUCCCAACACUAGCCAAGCAUGUCUCCAGACCUAAACCCAAUAGAACAUCUUUGGGGCAUCCUUAAGCGGAAGGUGGAGGAGCGCAUAGUCCCAAAAAUCUGCCAGCUCCAUGAUGCCAUCAUGGAGGAGUGGAAAAGCAUUCUAGUGGCAACCUGUGGAGCUCUGGUAAACUCCAUGAAAAGGCACUUCUGAAAAAUAGUGGUGGCCACACAAAAUAUUGACAUCAGGAACUUUCACUAAGGAGUGUACUUACAUUUCUUGUGGGUGGUUUGGACAUUAAUGGCUGUAUAUUGAGUUAUUUUGAUGAAAGAAUAAAUUUACACUGUUAUAUAAUCUGCACACAGUCUACUUUUGAUUGUGUCAAAGUGUCAUUUUGUCAGUGUUGUACCAUUAAAAGAUGUACUUAAAUAUCUGCAGAAAUGUUAGGGGUGUACUCACUUUUGUGAUACACUGUAGCAAAGGCAGUGGUUUGGAAAACCUGGUUUGGCGCAGUCUUUCAGAAGGCUGGAGGUGGGCGCUGCUUCAGCUAUGUAGCUGAGGCAGUGGGCACUUGUUGGGCACGUGACUUUAAAAAAGUAGUUGGUUAUAGUUACUAGUUACUUCUCCAAAAAAGUUACUCCACUAUAAAAGUUACUAGUUACCAGUAAAAGUAACUAUUGCGUUACUUUUGUGUUACUUGCCCUCGUAACCCCCGAAAAAACGAAAACGGCUGGAAACUAAAGUCAUGCAGAACGCGACAGAGAGACAGUGGAGUAAUGUACACAAAAUCUGGCCCAAAACGCAUUUUAUUUAUAACAACCUCACGAGCCAGAUGUUUCAUGCUUAUUGCCGACCCCUGCACCAAAGGAUGGUGUUUAUACAUGUGAAAUGGGUGAGCAUUCCCUGCAUCAAACACUCAUUUAUGCUCACUUGCAGCAUGUAUUACAGCUGCCUGUGUUUUCCAGUUCAAAUGUCCAGUCUCUGUUUAAAUGUCUCCUUUGUCUUACUUUGCCAUCCGCACCUGGCUGGAAUUUCUCCUGUGGAACGUGUGUAAUGUCCCCUUCUGCAAAUAGAAUGUGGUAGCAGAGAAGAUCCCAUGGCCAUCUUUUUCCACCGUCCGGCGUUUGGUUGAAACGCUUAAAGAGACUGUCGGUUUGAGGGUGGGAUAUGGACAAGGGUGGCAUAUAGAAAGCGAAUAUGAGAAUUUCUUUAGUCCAGUAUAGUUAGAAUAUACUCAUUGAACUCUAUUCCUGUCCGCUCAAAUGGGGUGCCGAUUAUGGGAAGCUGAGGUAGGGGAGGUUUACACAGAGUGGUGAGUUCGCACUGGUAGUAAUUUUUCACCUCAGCCAGUAGAAAUGGAUAUGACUGAAGGAGGCUCAAAGGCCAGGUGGACACUAAGGGUGUGAUGAUGAGCAAGGUGCAUCAACCUGUGAUCGAAGCUCAAUCAGCUGCUUAAAACUCUGUGUUGUGUUACAUUGUGACUUGGUGGAUGGGAGUUCUGGACAAUGAACCACACCAAUUAUUACUGUCAUCCUCCUGCAGUUCCCCUUGUUCACAAAUCAUCAGUCAACUCCUGGACAGUCAGUGCUGCAAAGUGCCAUUGGUGGAUGGAAUGAGACAUGAUGUCCCAGAUGUGCUCGAUUUGAUUCAGGUCUGGGUAACGGGCGGACCAGUCCAUAGCUACAGUGCCUCCAUCAUGCAGGAACUGCUGACACACUUCAGCCACAUGAGGUCUAGCAUUGUCCUGCAUCAGAAGGAACCCAGGGCCCACUGCACCAGCAUAUGGUCUCACAAUGGGUCUGAGGAUCCUAUCUCGGUACCUAAUGGCAGUCAGGCUACCUCUGGCAAGCACAUGUAGGUCUGUGCGUCUCUCCAAAGAAAUGCUUCCCCACACCAUUACUGACCCACUGCCAAACCGGUCAUGCUGGAGGAUGCUGCAGCAGCAGAACGUUCUUAAUGCCAUCUCCAGACUCUGUCACAUGUUCUCAGUGUGAACCUGCUCUCAUCUGUAAAGAGCACAGGGCAUCAAUGGUGAAUCUGCCAAUUUUGGUGUUCUCUGGCAAAUGCCAAUUGCCCUGAACGGUGUUGGGCUAUAAGCACAAGUCCCCCCUUGUGGACGUUGAGCCCUCGUACCACCCUCGUGGAGUCUGUUUCUGACAGUUUGAGCAGGAACAUGGAUAUUGGUGGCCUGCUGGAGGUCAUUUUGGAGCUCUUGCUACUACUCCUCCUGUUCCUCCUUGCACAAAGAGGGAGGUAGCGGUCCUGCUGCUGGGUUGUUGUCCUUCGGCCCCCUUCAUGUCUCCUGGUGUACUGGCCUGUCUCCUGGUAUCUGCUCCAUGCUCUGUGCUAAGAGACACAGCCAAAUUUCUCGCAUUGAUGUGGCUUCCUGGAUGAGCUGCACUACCUAAGCAACUUCUAUGGGUUGUAGAAUGCUACCUCUAUUGUGUGAGAGCUGACAAAAUGCAAAAGUGACUAAAACAUCAACCAGAAAGGAUGAGAACAGAGAAAAGGUCUCACCACCUGCAGAACCAUUCCUCUACAGGGGUUGUCUUGCUAAUUGCCUAAAAUUUCUACCUGUUGACUGGUCCAUGUGCACAACAGCAGGUUGAUUUCACAGAAGUGUUCCCUUUAUUUUUUGAGAAGUGUAUCUUCAAAACAAGACCCUGUAGUUUAGGCCUUUUUUAGACAGAAUUGAUGUUGAUCUAGGUUCCCCCAAAACCUUAAAAAGGUAUUGACCCUAGCAUGCUAAAAUUCACUUUGGAGUCAAAACAGGAUUUAAAAAAGCUGCUGGGCUUUUUGUGCCGACAGUUUUGUCAUAAUAAAAAUAAAAUCAUGUCGUCAUGUAAAAAAACAAGAGGGAAGUUUACAUGCUGCUUAAGUCUGCGGCAGCUAACUACUACAUCAGGCUCAUUACAGCUCCCAGAAUUCAUGUAUCUACAAUAGGAUGUCAUAAAAGCAGCUGUGGGUAUAAUGUGUAGGUUUUCCAAUAGUUUAAAUAUAAUAAAAAAAAAAUCUAAUGAUCCCAUGACACUUUUGUCCAUGACAAGUGUAUGUGUAAAUCCUUUGAUUCAGGUUUGUACCAUAGUGAUGUAAUUUCUUGCUCUCUGGUUUUUUUUUUUUUUUAUCAAGUGGGAGUGAGCAUGUUCUAAUCAUUAUAAAUAACCGAGCCUUUGUCUUCUUACUCUACAGUUCCUUUAACUAUGAAGCUGAACUGUUAUCAGUAAAAUUCCAUAUUUUUUAGUAUCUACAAAAUUAUUAAUUCAAGCACAAUUGAACAGGAUACUUGACCUUAAUGGAGGUUAACCUCACUGAUCAAUGCCUGCAGUUUUCCUGUCCAGAGAGAUCUGUAUCUGCUUUGUAUGUGUUUCUGUGUGUGUGUGCAGCUGCUGCUGUUCUGUUAACAGUGUUUGGAAAUCUGCUCAUCAUUAUCUCUGUUUGUCACUUCAAGCAGCUCCACACUCCAACUAACAUGCUCAUCCUCUCUCUGGCUGUAUCAGACUUUCUGGUUGGAGUCUUUGUGAUGCCGUUCCAUUUAAACAGACUGACUGAAUCAUGUUGGAUUUUUGGGCCGACAAUCUGUAUGUUUUUUGUUCUGAUCUCCUUUUUUGUCACAAGCAUUUCAAUUUACAAUGUUGCUCUUAUUGCUGUUGAUCGAUAUUUUGCCAUCUCUAGCCCUUUCCUCUACAUGGAGAAGGUAUCUGUCGGUAAUGUUUGCAUUGUAGUUUUGUGUAACUGGUUUGUGCUAUUUUCUUAUAACUCUGCACUUCUUUAUUUCAACGGAAACUCUGCCGGUCUGAUAAUGUGUCCCGAUCAGUGCCUCAUUGUGUUAAAUGAGGUCUGGUCUCUGGUUGAUCUUGUAUUUGUUUUUGUAAUUCCUUGUUCUAUGAUCAUUAUAUUUUAUGUUUUGGUUUUUGUUAUUGCCAAGAAACAUGCAAAUGCUAUCAGGGACCUUAAUGUACAAGCUACAGCUCAUGGCUCAAAGAACAUGGCAGACUCAAUGAAAUCUGAGCGAAAAGCAGCGAAAGUGCUCAGCAUUUUAGUGGCUGUGUUUUUGGCAUGUUUAUUUCCAUACUUUAUAAACACUUUAUUUAGUAGCGCCAUAGAAACAAUUUCAUUCCAUCACUUAGUGAUUCUUUUAUAUCUAAACUCUACAAUCAAUCCUGUGAUUUAUGCUUUAUUUUAUCCAUGGUUUAGAAAGUGUACUAAAGUCAUUUUAACUCUUCAAAUAUGUAGAACAGAUUCAGCACUAAUGAAAGUACUUUAAUGAAUGAAGUUGGAGAACACUGACUUGUGAAUGUUUUUACACAUACAGGUUGACAGAACCUUGAUUAUUUGCAUUUACUAUACAUGUGGCUCAUUUUAAGUGGCAUUAAAUACCAACAGAACAGACUGAACCUAGCAGAAUUUAACCUCUGUGAAACUAUUGAAUGAUUUAAUGUGAUUAUUUGAGGUAAAUGUAAACCAUUAAUUCUUAUUUCCUCACCCCCCCCCCUUUUUCUUGCUGCUGCACAUCCUCCUUGUAUUGUUGUAGUAUGUAUUGAAUCUGUCCUGCUGUGUUUUAAUAUUUUAAUAUUUAAUAAUAUCUGUGUAUUUAAAUAUUUAGCCACAAGAUGAAGGAAUCGCUCUUUUUUCCCAAUAUUUUAACUGAAUAAGUUCAAAGGUCAUGUCUUACCUUUAAGCAACUGCAAUUUUUUUUUUGUGGGAUUUGUCCUAACAGUAUCAUUUUAUUAAAUUUCUUACACUUAAAA
This is a messenger RNA of Astyanax mexicanus (Mexican tetra), 8233 nucleotides long. RefSeq names its product trace amine-associated receptor 13c-like. Gene Ontology annotation, molecular function: trace-amine receptor activity. The transcript has a single exon. The record is from RefSeq and is a predicted model, not a curated record. The coding region runs from base 6778 to 7749 and encodes 323 amino acids. NCBI's taxonomy places the organism in Eukaryota, Metazoa, Chordata, Actinopteri, Characiformes, Acestrorhamphidae. Gene Ontology annotation, biological process: G protein-coupled receptor signaling pathway. Gene Ontology annotation, cellular component: membrane.